GCCACGGAUAAAGGUGGGGAAAAGAUCUUUGACGGCUGUGUUAUCCAGUCCAGUAUCCUCGACGGUCGACGCCGGCGCGAGCAGCAAAUGGCCACCGCGGCGGUGACGAUGACCAUGGCGACGCACAACCCCCGCGCCCGCGCACCCCUCCGCGUCUGCGCCGCCUGGGACAUGAACCCGGGAGCCGCCACCGUGGCCACGCCCAAGCCCUCCAAGGCCAAGGCCAAGCCGCCGCCGCCGCCCGCGACCACAACCCCGGCCCGCCCGCCUCCUCUGACCCACGCCGAUCUCUUCGCGCGCUCCAGCGAGGCGCAAGGAGGGGUGAAGAAGAGCACAUAUAUGGGCUUUGAGAAAUGGUGGUUGCCACCUGCGCCAGUGGUGAAGAAACCCCGAUCGCUCUACAGUGCGGUGUCACUGGCUUACUUGGGAGACUGCAUAUAUGAACUUUAUGCUCGGAGGCACUUCUUCUUUCCACCUCUGAGCAUCAAUGAGUACAACAAACGUGUGAUGGAUGUUGUGAAGUGUGAGUCACAGGACCUUUUGUUGAACAAGCUUCUUGGAGAAGAUUUUCUAACUGAAGAAGAAAGGGACAUACUUCGUUGGGGGCGGAAUAUUGUUAGCAGCAAAACUCGCACCAGGAAGCGUGCAGGAAUUGCUGUCUACAACCGGGCAUCUUCACUCGAAACACUAAUUGGAUAUCUUUACCUCACAAAUUUCAAACGGUUGGAACAACUGAUGUUUCAAUUGGGCUUCACAAGUGGUGCCUCAUCACAGCAUAUUGCAGACGAGCUGCGCUCAAGUUUCCAGAAAACAACCCCCGCUUCGGCCACACCUCCACAACCUGCAACACAGUGAACAGGUCUGAGGUGUAACGGUAUUGGAUCGUGCUCCCACAAAGGUUAUCUUUAGUCUUCGACCCUAACGACGGAGAAAGGACGCAAGAGUCACGGCGUAUUCAGAUGCAAUAGCGAGGCUGGGAGCAGAUGGUUAGCGAACACCACCACCGUAUAUUCAUCAGCAUGUUUCUGCGAAUGGAGCAACAUAGAUAUGCUCAAACUCUGAAGAUAUGCGAAAAUUAAGACUCAGAAUGUCUGGGCUGACCUGGGGUUUGCGAGUAGGAUAGCUUGAUGUUUGCAAAGAAGCUCGAGUGUGGGAGAUAGGCCCGACUUGGGGUGUUGUAAUCGACCUAAAUUCGUGUAGGUAAUUAACCACUUCAUGUUACUUGUUGCCAAAAAAAAAGUGAUGAUUCUGCUUGU
This is a messenger RNA of Zea mays, 1256 nucleotides long. RefSeq lists its product as uncharacterized. Bases 88 to 855 code for a protein of 255 amino acids. The transcript has 7 exons. The record is from RefSeq and is marked predicted. Gene Ontology annotation, molecular function: ribonuclease III activity. Gene Ontology annotation, biological process: RNA processing. NCBI's taxonomy places the organism in Eukaryota, Viridiplantae, Streptophyta, Magnoliopsida, Poales, Poaceae.